GUCAUGUUGCAAGUGAGAGAAUGUCUGCUCUCGCUGUUAUUCGCGCAGAGCUAGAUAUGUGAUGGUGCUUUGGGGGAAGGUAGAUUUUGAAGUGAAUUUUACUAUUUCUUAGAAGAAUAUUUAUUUCUUUGUUUUGUUUUUCCCCUAGUGAAUGAUAUUAUGAUUCUACAGUCCUGUUGUCACCCAUCCUAGGAUUUAUUCCCCUUUUCAGAGCAGCAUAGCCUCUUCAACUACGAUCCUAGGAUUCAGUAUUUCCAUAUACAGGCGUUGACGUCAUUCUCAUAAAAUAUUUGUUUGAUUACUAAUCUUACCGAGUGAAAAUCUCUGUGAUUUUACCAUUGUGAAAAAGUUCCUCUUGUAUAUAUGUAUCUAUAAGUGUAACAACCAACAAAUUAAGAAAACAUGAUACCAACAAUUGGAUUAGUCCUAAUUUUUCUGUCACUGAACUGUGUAAAUGAGGUACAAUCAGACUGUGUUAUGAAUGACUUUUGUGGUGAAAAUGAUUUCGGUGAUGCAACUUGUUCCUAUAAUGGAACAGCUAAAUUAUUAGAUGAUGAAGAAUCUUUAGAAAUUUUAAAAGAAAUUUGUCCAGAAAUGUUACGGGAAACAAAUUAUUUAUGCUGCAGUCCAAGUCAAAUUUCGCAACUUAAGAAUAAUUUAGAAAUAGCAGCAACUCUAGGACUAAGUCGCUGCCCAUCCUGUUUAGUUAAUUUUAAGAAAAACUUCUGUCAGUUUGCCUGCUCCCCAUCACAAAGUGAGUUUUUGAAGGUCGAAAGAUAUGGCAAAAGUGAUGAAGAUGAUUUAGUCAUUGAAAGCAUCACCUAUUACAUGUCAAAAACGUAUGCCUAUGGAAUGUUUGGUAGCUGUCGAAAUAUUCAAGGUUUAACUCCAGGUUCAACAGUAUUAGACUUGAUGUGUGGUAGUCAUGGAAGAGAUUGUACUCCUGAGAGUUGGCUCGGUUUUAUGGGUUCAACUCCUGAUGACAAUGGGUUCAGUCCUUUCCAAAUCAAUUAUGUUCUUACAACAGAAAAUCAUGUAACAAUUGAUGGGAAAGUAUUUACACCAAUGAAUGAAUCCACUACCUCAUGUGCUGAGAGUCCAUAUCCUGGAGCUGAAACUUGUACUUGCUUAGAUUGUGAAGAAGCUUGCCAACUUAACAUGGCUUCUCCUAAACCAUUGCCUGCUGAAGAGAAACCAUUCAUGUUGUUGCAUCAUGACGGAAUUUCAGUUUUGUGCCUGAUAGUUUUUUGUGUAGUUUCCGCGACCCUUCUUUUAGGGUUUUUCUAUUUCAAAGUGCAGUCUAGAAAAUCUUUGCGUUCAGGUGAUACAGAUGUUAAGAUGGAAAGAAAAGGAUCUUCACAUCGGCCUUUGAUUCUAUUGAAAUCAUGUUCUCCCUCUGCAUCAGGGGUAGACUUAGGUUCUUUAGAGGAAGUGGAGCCUCUGCGUUCUAAACGGUCAAUUAUACCUAGUCAAGUUGUGGAAAAACCUGAAGACCUAACAGAUUCUAAGAAACCUAGCAAUGAAAACACUCAUCAGGUACCUGAGACUGAAAUUAUAUCAGAUAUCUCAUUCCUACAAAAACUGGGUGCAUCUAUUGAAAGACACUUAGAGGAAAGUUUCUGUGAAUGGGGAACUUACGUAGCAGAGCGUCCACUUUCUGUCAUGUGCCUUUCAUUACUUGUUAGCUUUAUUUUGGCUUCUGGUCUUUUGUUCCGUUUUUCAGUCACAACCGAUCCUGUUGAUCUGUGGGUCUCGAGAAGCAGCCAGGCCAGACAAGAUAUGGAAUAUUUUAACAAACAUUUUGAACCAUUUUAUCGAGUGGAACAGAUGAUCAUUACUCCAAAGAACAAGACUUCAUUUGUUCAGAGUAUUAAGGAAAAGACUGGAGUAAAUACGUACACCUGGGGUUCAGUUUUUCACCGUGAUUUUCUUUUAGAGGUACUUGAUUUACAAUUGUCUGCAGAACAGUUGGUUGCAACUGUUGAAAAUAGAACAAUAACUCUUAAAGACAUAUGCCAUGCUCCUCUAGCACCUUUAAAUACUAACUGUGCUGUUCAAAGUAUCUUUGGGUACUAUCAAAAUCAACGAGAACUGUUAGCAGACACCAACUUUGAUUAUUUAGGUCAUUUUAAAGAAUGUGCUGGCUCUAUGGGAGAAAUUAAAUGUUUUGCACCCUAUGGAGGCCCCUUGCAAUCCACUGAAGUAGCAUUAGGUGGUUUUCAAAAUUCUGAAUAUUACUCAGCUACUGCCUUGAUCAUUACAAUUCCAGUUACUAAUCAUUAUGAUAACAAACUUAACAGAGAUGCAUUAGAGUGGGAAAAAGUUUUUAUAAACUUCUUAAAGGAUUAUAAAUCUGAUAAUCUGACUAUUGCUUUCAAAGCUGAGAGAUCUGUUGAAGAUGAGUUGGAGAGAGGAAGUCACAGUGACAUAGUCACAAUAGCAAUUAGUUACAUCAUUAUGUUUGUCUACAUUGCUGUUGCUCUAGGCGAAGUUAAUACCUUUAAGAGCAUGUUGGUUGAUUCAAAGAUCUCCUUAGGUUUUGCUGGUGUUUUAAUUGUGAUUGUUAGUGUUGUUUCUUCCCUUGGAAUAUUUUCUUUUGCUGGUGUGCCAGCCACAUUGAUUAUAAUUGAAGUCAUCCCUUUUCUGGUGCUUGCUGUUGGUGUUGACAACAUCUUUAUUUUAGUACAAGCAUAUCAGCGUGAUGAAAGGCAACCAGAGGAAACAGUAACUAAACAAAUUGGUCGAGUUGUUGGUCAAGUAGCACCAAGCAUGAUGUUGUCUAGUCUUUCCAUGUCAAGCUGUUUCUUUAUUGGGGCCUUGACCGAUAUGCCGGCUGUAAAAUUAUUUGCUCUCUAUGCUGGAGUAGCUUUGCUAAUUAAUUUCUUUCUCCAAAUGACAUGUUUUCUAAGUCUUUUUACUUUGGAUGUAAUAAGGCAAGAAAAUCACAGAUUGGAUCUCUUUUGCUGUAUUAGAACAGCGAAACAAGAUAAAGUGAAUACCAAAGGUGUUCUUUACAAGUUUUUUAAGAAUGUCUAUGCCCCUUUGUUAUUGAAUAAUUUUUCAAGAGUCCUUGUGCUAAUUGGAUUUUUUGGUUGGUUAUGCUCAUCCGUUGCUGUUUUAAACAAAGUAGAUAUUGGAUUGGACCAAGAAUUGGCUAUGCCCGAGGAUUCAUAUAUGUUGAAUUACUUCCGAUAUCUGAGUAAAUAUCUUUCCGUUGGCCCACCUGUUUAUUUCGUCAUAUCAGAUGGAUACGACUAUUCAAACGAAAGUUUACAAAAUAGCAUUUGUGCUAGUCAAGGCUGUGAUGAUAACUCAAUAAUGGUACAGUUGAAGUGGAUGGCAGAUCGAAGUAACAGGACUUACAUUGCAUUGAGUCCUGUGAGCUGGCUUGAUACUUAUUUUGAGUAUAUGCAUAGCCAAAGUUGUUGCUAUCACAAAAAUAAUACUCAUUGCCCUGCUGAGUCCAAAACAAAAGAAUGCCAGUCCUGUAGCAUCCCACGAUCUCAGCGACCUGUAGGAGAUUUAUUUAACAGAAAUCUUAAAUAUUUCUUGCAAGAAACGCCUAGUCAGUUUUGCUCAAAAGGAGGACGAGCUCAAUUUGCAGGGGCUGUUGAACUUCAUUCAGAUAACGGAGUCACUGUCGGUGCAACAAAUUUCAUGACUUACCACACAAUACUGAAAACGUCCAAAGACUUUUAUGAAGCCUUACGAUGGUCUAGAAUAAUAUCAGAGUGGCUGACUGAAAAAAUACAAAACAAAACUUCAUCUAGUAAUGUUAGAGUAUUUCCUUACAGUAUUGUACACCCAUUUUUUGAGCAAUACCUUACAAUGUGGCCUGAUACCUUCCGAAGUCUUUCAUACUCUAUAUUGGCCAUCUUUGUAGUGACAUUCCUCUUCCUUGGCCUAGACAUUUAUUCAGCACUCAUAGUCGUCAUAACAAUUGUCAUGAUUAUCGUCAAUUUGAUUGGUCUCAUGUUUUGGUGGAACAUUUCUUUAAAUGCUGUGUCUCUGGUCAAUUUAGUUGUUGGUGUUGGUAUAUCUGUUGAAUUUUGUUCUCAUUUAACACAUUCAUUUGCCAUUAGUCCUGAACCAACAAGAGUGAAGCGAGCUCAGUCUGCUCUGCAAAGAAUGGGUAGCUCUAUUCUGUCUGGCAUUACUCUUACAGAUUGUGGAAUCUUAGUAUUAGCAUUUGCCAAAUCCCAAAUUUUUCAAAUAUUCUACUUUCGCAUGUAUUUGGGAAUAAUUGCUUUUGGCACAUUGCACAGUCUUAUCUUUUUACCAGUACUUUUAAGUUUAAUUGGUCCUCCAGUUAAUAAACAAAAGAUGUACGAUCACAUACAUCUUCAAAAUAUAGCAUCUCGGUCCAGGAUCACCCCUGCAAAUGAUGCAUCCAUGUAGCAUGCACCUUUUACCUGUGAUUACAAAGCUGCUAUGUGAGGAAGUUCUCUAAUUCAUUAAACUCAUUUGUAAUAUAAAAAUUCUGAUUCAUUUGUCAUUGUAUCUCAUUAUUCUGACAUUCCUCCUAGCGUUCUACUAUAUUCCACUUCAUUUUAGCAUGUUAAUGUGCUAAAGAAGUUUCAUGAGUUGAAAAAAGAGAAAGUAUUACUGCAUACAUGUUUGAUGUGAUAUGUAAAGCAUAUCAUGCUUUUCGUUACUUCAUUUGUAUCUCUUAUUGAAUGUUUUCUUUUAUUUAGAUCAAAUGAGGCAUUUGGUUUCAACUUAUUCACUAAUUAAUUUUUUUUUCUCUUUUUCAAAACUGAUUUAUUUAGUGUUUUGAUUAUUUUUUAUAUCCUUUGAAAUGCUGCAAUAAAAAAAAGUUGUUUUUUUCUUCUUUUGAACAAGUUCCAAUUCACUUCUAUGAAAAUAUUUCAAAAACAAAAUAGUUAUUAUUUCUUUCAAAACAAAUCUUUAAAAAAGAAAGAGAAUGAAUUGUACUCUAUUUGUCAUCUCAAACUUAAAACCAAGGAAAUUCUUCGAGAUUAUUAUUUCCUAUUAUUAUUAUCAUCAUCGUCAAAAAGAUUAAAUAAAUCCAAGCCAAUUCUAUCCUAACUGCUAGUUUAAAUUACAAGUAAUCUAAAAUGUUUUUUAAGUGACAAAAACUAUCUUACAUGGAUCAUAGACUUUGUUUCUUUUGAAAAACAUUUACUCGCCUUCAACAUCGAUAGUUGAUUCUUCAUUAACUGGGAUGAUCAAAAAGUGUUCUGCCCUAAAUAAGUGGAUAUCUUAGAUCAAAUUAUACAUAUUUUCAUUAAAAAAUUAGAAAAAAAAUAGAACAUUGAUAUAGAGUUAAAUUCUUUUCCAUUAAUAAAUGGAAAAGACAUUUAAAUUUUACUCGUUGCAUUUAGAUAUACAUUUACUUGUACAAUAUAUAUAGUCUCGGGGUUGACAAGACCAUUGCAAUAGAAAAAAUCAAGGAAUGCAGUCUUCAUGCGUAUUAGGAUUUUUAUUUUAUUUUUGAGGGAGGGGCAUCUCGGAUAAUCCAAUACCGGUUGAUGAAAAGUUUACCUAAUUGUAUUUUUCUUUACCGUUUUCUGUAUGUUUUUGAAACCAAAUGCCUCAGCUAUUGGCUUCAUCUUUUUAGAGUAGAAUUUAAUUUAUUUUUUAAGUUUUUUAUCGACUAAAAAUGUUUGAUUCUAUUUUGUUAGUACUUUUUGUCUUUUUUUUUUAAGUAUUUGAAACAAAAACUUAAUUAUAUCCUGCCUCAUAUACAUUUGAACUAUAUUUUUAAUAAUUUUUGUUACCAACUAUAAAUUUUAUUACCAAAUCAAAUUGAAAUGCUUGCUGUGGAUCGAGUUGAUGUUCACAAAGCUUAAUAUUGUAAUUGAAUUGUGAAACAAGAAAGCUCAUGCUGUGCCUAAUAACAUUUAUGUAAUAAGAGUUUAUAUUUGUGACUGGAAAAAAAAUUGCUUUAUACUCUGUAUUGCUCGUCCUUUUUUAUAUUUUAUGCGUCAUUUUAAUUGAUGUGUGGAAGGAAAUAUUCUAUGCAAACCUGUCUUUUAUUGAAAAGUCAUAAUCGUAUAUGAAAUAUCCUGAAAUGUUAUAGUAGCUUAAUUUCUUGAGCUUCAUAUAAUCUCAUUAAAUAUUGUAGAAAUCUAAGAAAUAUGAAUUAGGAUUAAAGAAAGAAAAUUUUAUUUUUUGAAUAUAAUAGAAAAUAAUUUAUAAUUUAAUGGACAUUCUAAUUUAUACUCAUUCAUAUUUAUUUUUAAUAAUUUUUUCAAUGUUGUAAUCGUUUUUAAACUGUUCUGUGCUUUAUCUAGAGCUCAAAGUGUCAUUGUUUGAUUGCAUUUUUUUUAAUUGAGCGAUGAAACCAUAAUUGUCUUUGUGCACCAAAUUAAAAAUGGUGACUUCACUGGUCUCUUAUUUAUUAUUUUGUAGUGUAACAUCAUAUGCUGUAUGAAUAAAAUAGUUUCAAGUAAUUUAUAAAAAAA
Parasteatoda tepidariorum (common house spider) is the source of this 6428-nucleotide messenger RNA. Its product is annotated as NPC intracellular cholesterol transporter 1. Gene Ontology annotation, biological process: intestinal cholesterol absorption; sterol transport; cholesterol homeostasis. Gene Ontology annotation, cellular component: plasma membrane. Lineage: Eukaryota; Metazoa; Arthropoda; Arachnida; Araneae; Theridiidae. The record is from RefSeq and is a predicted model, not a curated record. Gene Ontology annotation, molecular function: lipid carrier activity; cholesterol binding.